Anoplophora glabripennis (Asian longhorned beetle) is the source of this 3243-nucleotide messenger RNA. RefSeq names its product A disintegrin and metalloproteinase with thrombospondin motifs adt-1-like. The transcript has 17 exons. Gene Ontology annotation, molecular function: metalloendopeptidase activity. Gene Ontology annotation, biological process: extracellular matrix organization; proteolysis. Gene Ontology annotation, cellular component: extracellular matrix. The coding region runs from base 243 to 3209 and encodes 988 amino acids. The record is from RefSeq and is a predicted model, not a curated record. NCBI's taxonomy places the organism in Eukaryota, Metazoa, Arthropoda, Insecta, Coleoptera, Cerambycidae.
UGUUAUCGGGCUCGUGCAGAAGAAGUCCAUCGAGUUCGUGUAUGCAUCGCAGUGACCGGUGAGAUCUGUCUUCUACUCAUCUCCUGAAAUCUUCACUACCGGAGAGAGAGUUGUGAUUCGUUUUGAGACAGAGUCUACACAAGUGGAAAAAAUGUGCAACAGGACUAACAUUACUGGAACGUGUGGAUGUAUUGUGCAAACAAGUGACAAAUAAAUGGAGGUUAAUCGUCCUCCAGGAGGUCAUGCGGGAGUUGUUUAGGCGGUAUUUCUUUACCGCCUGCCUUCUAAUUGGAUCACUCGCCAAUUAUCAGUUAAAUCCAGCCCAAUUGAAGGAACUUCUAACGCCGGCAGAAUGGAUAUCUAUGUUAGGAAAUUUAAAUUCAGUGGGAAACUAUACUAUUACUUAUCCAAAAUACACCCCAGCAGCCACCGUAGAGCGGGUUGGAGAAAAUUCGACGAAAAGCCCCCUGGGACAUCAGCUGCAUAUCAAGGCACCGGAGCUAGGCCGAAACUUUAGUUUAGAGUUAGUGUCAACCCCGAAUCUCUUAUCCAAUAAUUUUGUGUUCCUGGAAACCUUUGCCAAUGGAUCAAACCCUCUGGUCUUCCACGAUGAAGACAGAGAUUGCUACUUUAGGAGCCGUCAAGCUGCUGUCAGUCUCUGCCAUGGUGUAAGGGGAAUCGUACAUUCCGACGAUGAAAACUAUUUCGUAAUCCACCCACUGCCGAAGAGGUUCCACAACGAAACCUCCAAUCCGCAUCUUCUAAUUCGUAAAAGUCACACAGUAGCUUCACCAAGUUCAUGUCCACAUUCACACUUGAAGAAGUCAAAUCUUAACGAGGCAUUACUUAAAAAUUUAGAAUAUAACGUCACUUCGCAACAAACCAAAGAUUUUAGAGAAGCCAAAGACAGCUCGGGAAAAUCGAGCAUUUUGAGAAGGCGGAAGCGUGAAACCUUCCCGGAGGGAGCGCCCGCAUUCGUGGAAACUGCCGUUUUCGUGGACAGGGAUCUUUUCGAUCAUAUGAAGAGCAACUUUCCUGUGGACACCGAAAGGGAGUUGAUAAGAUUUGUUCUAGCUAUGAUUAAUGCGGUCCAACUGCUGUACCAUGAUCCAAGCCUAGGCAGACCAGUAAAUUUCGUCUUGAAACGACUCGAAAUUCUUAAAGAAGAGGCCGCGGGCCUACUGAGGCCUCCUGACAUAGACCGAUUUCUUUCCAAUUUCUGUAACUGGCAGAGGACUAAGAAUCCCGUGGGAGACAGGGAACCCUUGCACUGGGACCAUGCUCUUAUCUUGACCGGCUUGGACUUAUAUGUACGCGGCAAGCAUGGAAAGAUUUCUAGUCAAGUAGUUGGACUUGCACCUGUAUCGGGCAUGUGUACUGCCUCAAGCAGUUGCACUGUCAACGAAGGCCGGCAUUUUGAGAGUGUCUAUGUGGUCGCACAUGAAAUUGGUCACAAUUUGGGAAUGCGCCACGAUGGGCCUUCGGCAGAAAACGAGUGCGAUCCAAGCAGCUACAUCAUGUCUCCGACACUGGGCAGCGGCAAAAUCACGUGGUCUGUCUGCAGUAAGAGAUACUUGCAAAAAUUCUUGGACACUCCUCAAUCUAGGUGUUUGUUGGACCACGGUAGUUCCGCUGGUCAGUUGGAUCACAGCGCAGAGGGAGCUUUGCCGGGGGAGAGAUUUGACGCGAGCCAACAAUGUAUGUUAAAGUAUGGAAGAGGGAGCAAACACUCAUCUCAGCAGCCUCUGGACGAUGUCUGUCGAGAUUUACAUUGUGAGAGAGAACGGUACACUUGGACCUCGCAUCCUGCGCUAGAGGGUACUAUGUGCGGGAACGGUAUGUGGUGUAGAGGAGGCAGGUGUGUAACGAGAGGUCUAGUAAUGACCGCAGCAUACACUUCCGCGCAGCAAACGUUAUCGCGUAUCGAAAAGAUAAACGGUGGAUGGAGCAAAUGGAGGUCCUUUAGUGACUGUGCUUCUGGUUGUCUGUUUGGGGAAGAGGGUAGGUUGAGAUCUGGAAGUACCGGAAUAAUGGUGUCAGAAAGGACUUGCAACAACCCUUGUCCUCAAGGUUCUGGUGCAGAAUGCGAAGGACCAUCCACAAAGCACACAACAUGCACCGCUCAACAGUGUUCGAAUGUUCCUCGGUUAACUAUUCGGGAAUUUGCCGAACAAAUUUGUGGCAGGGCCAGGGAUGUCGACAAAGAUUUGACUGGAUCAGGCAUGCAAAAAAUUAGUUCAGAUCCUGAGGAGGCUUGCUUGGUUUGGUGCCAAAAACGGAACGGUGGCACCAAGAGUAGAGGCUGGACCUUCCCCGAUGGCACUGCCUGUCAAACGCGACGAAAUCGAUAUGGUAGGGCCAGCUACUGCAUCAAAGGCAAGUGCGAAGAGUUUACUUGUGAUUCUUUCGACGAAACAGCAUUUUCUCUUUCACCCGAUUUGUGUCCUAUCGAUAAAGAUGACAACGAGAUUACGUGGCGCACUAAUCUCAGGAGGAGGGAGGCCGUUAGAUGGAAGAGCGCCAGUGGGUGUCACUAUAACUGUAUUUCUCCUGGAUCUGGGAUAAGGCUGGUUACGUUGAAAGGAAAGUUCGGCAAAUCAAGUAUUCAGCUAUGUCAGCCCGACAAAUAUGGAUGUGGUAGGGUGAAGUCUCCAUUUCAACAUGCAUCAAUGGUAUGUGCGAAAUACAAGGAAAAAGUAAGAAGGCUUUCUGGAUUAGGAAUGCAAAUUUCACCAGCCGUUGAGGAUCCCGAUAGGCCAUGCCGAGUAGCUUGCCAAGAUGAUUCAAUUUCGCACCGUUUCUACUUAGUUAAUGGUGAAGAAGGUUGGUUUCCCUUCGGAACAGAUUGCUCAAGAGGAAACUCAGACAAAAAAGCAUACUGUGUGAGUGGAAAAUGUUUGGAAUUUGGAUCAGAUGAUACUCCACUGUCAGAAAGUGAGUUUACCUUGCCACUUUUAUCCAGAUCUCGAAGAUCUCUUGAGAACAAUAAUGCCACAAAGAUUACUGCCAAAUUGGAUGAAAAGCAAUUGGAAGAAAUAAUAAGUGAACUAAAUAAAACAUUAUUAGGAAGUUCUAACCAGGCUAGUGGAACACAUCAGUUCAAUAUCGACUUAAGCAACCCCAUCCAUGUUAAUAUGGAUGCUGAUGAGGAACACUAUCCUCAAAAUUAUUUUAGAAAAAAUGAUUAUGACUAUGCAAACUAUGCUUGAACUCUUUUUAUAUGUGAUUUAUAUAGGUUCCAUA